Messenger RNA from Sinocyclocheilus grahami, 3500 nucleotides. RefSeq names its product FERM, RhoGEF (ARHGEF) and pleckstrin domain protein 1 (chondrocyte-derived) (gene farp1). The transcript is spliced from 23 exons. The record is from RefSeq and is a predicted model, not a curated record. Gene Ontology annotation, cellular component: cytoskeleton. The coding region runs from base 239 to 2737 and encodes 832 amino acids. NCBI's taxonomy places the organism in Eukaryota, Metazoa, Chordata, Actinopteri, Cypriniformes, Cyprinidae. Gene Ontology annotation, molecular function: guanyl-nucleotide exchange factor activity.
UGUUGGAGGUUGGAGGCGGUGUUUUAUUGUAUGAAAUCAGUUUGGGAUCCACUUCGUUCAGUCAUGGCGUCCGGGAAGACGGUGGAUUGCAGCGCUUUCCGCGAUUAACCACCGACUCAUGGCGACUAAAGCCGCUGCAUUGCGCUUUAUUUUCGCGUGAUAUCAUUUAACAACACAGUCACGGAGCUAUCCAGUCACAACGAGUUUUAAUUCAACAGUUAAGGUGGGUUUGAGCAGUAUGGUGGAGCCAGAGGAGCGGCCCUCGGUGGCGGGCCAGAGGCUGGGGGCCCCCGAGAGCAUGGGCAUCAGCACGCUGGAGCCCGGCCAGCAGCCUCCCACCAUGCCCCCCGGCAGACAGGUCUCCAUCCGGGUCCAGAUGUUGGAUGAUACUCAGGAAGUCUUUGAGGUCUCGCAACGUGCUUCAGGGAAGGUGCUGUUUGACCUGGUUUGUGCCCACCUGAACCUCAUCGAGGGUGAUUACUUCAGUUUGGAGUAUCAGGACCAGCGUAAAAUGACCGUGUGGUUGGAUCUGCUGAAGCCGAUUCUAAAACAAAUCAGACGACCCAAGAACACCAUCCUGCGGUUCGUGGUGAAGUUCUUCCCUCCUGAUCACACGCAGCUGUUAGAAGAGCUGACCAGGUAUCUUUUCGCCUUGCAGAUCAAGCAUGACCUGGCCUGUGGACGUUUGACCUGUAAUGAAAGCAGUGCCGCCUUGCUGGUCUCUCAUAUAGUGCAAUCUGAUGCUUCAGCAGAAAUCCCAAAACACAGUAAAAUCCAGUACAACAGCAGUCUUUCUCCAUCCCCACCCAGGCUGUGUGCCGAGGGUCAAGGAGAGAGGAAUGCAGACUCCCCUAUUGGACACACCCAAGUGACUGUUGAAAACCCAGCUCUCCAGCGUUACACUGAGAGUCUAACCUCACAGACCAAUGGAUGCCGAAAUGGGACCCCCGAUGAGGCGGAUACUCGAUUAAAGCCAUCCCCAUCCAAGCAGCAGGCCGAGCAUCUGAGCACAGGUCCCGUUUCCAGGAGCCCUCAGCACAGCGAAUCUCUGUCUGCAGGCCAAGUGAUGGUGAACGGCCAGAAACAGAGUCUUAACCUAGGCCAAAGUCCAGACGGACGGCAUCCUUCUCCUCUCACCAGCCCCUUACUGACCGACGCUGGCUUCAUCCGCACAGACGACGAGGACGAGGUUCGGAGGAAGAGGUUCCCGACUGAUAAAGCGUACUUCAUUGCCAAAGAGCUCCUGACCACAGAGAGGACGUAUCUGAAGGAUCUGGAGGUCAUUACUGUGUCCUUUCAGAAGUCUGUAGAGAAGGAUGAAGCCAUGCCGGAUUCCUUGAGGAAUCUCAUAUUUGCCAGUUUUGAACCGGUGUACAAAUUUCACGAGACCUUUCUGAAAGAUGUGGAGCAGCGACUGGCUCAGUGGGAAGGCAGAUCCAAUGCACACAUCAAAGGAGACUACCAGCGUAUUGGAGAUGUAAUGCUGAAGAAUAUCCAGGGUUUGAAGCUGCUGACGGCUCAUCUCCAGAAGCAUUCGGAAGCGUUGCUGGAGCUGGAGAGGAUGUGUCGCUCGUCCCGGAAGCUGGAGGGUCUGUGUCGAGACUUUGAGCUGCAGAAGGUCUGUUAUCUGCCGCUCAACAUCUUCUUCCUGCGGCCGCUUCACCGCCUCAUGCACUACAAACAGAUCCUCGAGCGACUCUGCAAACAUUAUCCACCGACACACGACGACUUCAGAGACUCGCGAGCUGCGCUUGCUGAUGUUUCUGAGAUGGUUGUGCAGCUUCACGGCACCCUCAUUAAGAUGGAGAACUUCCAGAAGCUUCUAGAGCUCAAGAAAGACCUCAUUGGCAUCGACAAUCUUGCACUCCCUGGACGGGAGUUUAUCAGACUCGGUUGUCUCAGCAAACUCUCUGGAAAAGGUCUACAGCAGAGAAUGUUCUUCUUGUUCAAUGAUGUUCUGAUGUACACGAGUCGAGGGAUGACGGCCUCCAAUCAGUUCAAAGUGCAUGGCCAGCUUCCUCUGUAUGGCAUGACGAUCCGUGAAAGUGAGGACGAGUGGGGCGUCCCACAUUCCUUCACUCUGUUUGGACAGAGACAGUCCGUCGUCGUGGCUGCCAGUUCAGCGUCUGAGAUGGAGAAGUGGGUGGAGGACAUCAAGAUGGCCAUUGAACUGGCGGACAAAUGCAAUGGCCCCUCGGCUGAGAUCCUGUCCAGCAGUUUCACUGACAGCAAAUCCCCUGAGGAAUCUAGCGCUGACCAGGAAUCAGAUGAUGACCUGAGCACUUCACAGACGUCUCUCGAGCGGCAGACGCCUCACCGUGGUAAUACCACGGUUCACGUGUGCUGGCAUCGCAACACCAGCGUGUCCAUGGUGGAUUUUAGCGUAGCGUUAGAGAAUCAGCUGUCUGGGAAUCUGCUGAGAAAGUUCAAAAACAGCAACGGUUGGCAGAAGUUAUGGGUGGUCUUCACCAACUUCAGUCUGUUCUUCUACAAAACACACCAGGAUGAAUAUCCUCUGGCCAGCCUUCCUCUGCUGGGAUACUCCAUCACUAUUCCCUCAGAGUCUGAGAACAUCCAUAAAGACUACGUCUUCAAGCUCCAUUUCAAAUCACACGUCUACUAUUUCAGAUCUGAGAGCGAGUACACGUUUGAGAGGUGGAUGGAGGUUAUCCGCAGCGCCACCUGCUCCUCCAGUCACAUCCGCUCACUGAGCCGCAAAGAGCCACACGUCUACUGACCAAAGACCCUCGACAGCCUGCCUGAACACACACACGUCAGGUUCUCUAUCAGGUCCUCUCAACACACUUUAAAAUGUUUCUUAUGGAAGUUUUUCGUGUGCUAUAUCGUUGUUUCACUUUAUUGAAAAAUUCAGAAGCCUUUGAAUGGGUUUAGAUGUAAAGUUUUGUAACGAGAAUAUGGAUUCAGUGCCAGGAAAUACACAUGAUCACAACAUCAGGUCAAAGAGAAACACUUCCAGUUUUGCAGUUCAUUUUAAAUUUGUAAAAGACACAAAAUCCUCGUUAGUAAACAACAGUCCUCGUUCAUGAAAUGCAAGUACUGAUUUGUGUAAAUCAUUCGUAAAAUUUGUAAGAAUGCUUUCAGGAAUGAUUUAUUGAACUGAAUGCAGUGGUUAUGUUGAAUGCGAUGAUUUAUUCUUUUGAAAGUUUUAUUGAUUUGUAUAUGAGAGUGUUCUAUAAAUGGUUUAUUGAAGGCUUUAGUGUACGUGAGACUGGUUAUACUGAAUUGAAUGUGACUGUUUAAGCUGAGAACAGUUUUACGAACAAUUUACACAUGAAUUUCUUGUUGGUGUUUCAUGAAUGAGGCCUAAUGCCUGUAAAAUUGGUCAGUGAAACAUCUCUGGACUGUUUUUAAAUGUAGUAACACUAGCCUUUUAUUACUGACUUCUGGUCUGAUGUUUUUAAAUGGUUGACGCUUUCUGUCUACAUCUCAGUGAAAAAAAAAAAAAAACUGUGUGCAGGUCAUAUUUCACUCCAAAAUAG